AGUUACGGUGUCAGUUCCUUCCGCCGGUGGUUGGCCCGGAUCAACUCACACACACUCCUCCUCCUUCCUCCUCUCUUGACCUCCCGCCAACCAUCGCAACCAACCAUAAAAACUCCGCCACUCGAGCUACACAACACAGCACCGCAUUACUCAUUGCUGCCUGUGCCCGACCUCUCUAUCGCCCCGUCCGCACGUCGUCAUGGUGAGGAGGGGAGGGCUGCUGACUGGUGGGUAUGGCGGCGCGUCGUCGUGGAAGGCUGGGAGGGUGAUGAGGGCGGCCGUGGCGGCCUUCUUCAACGGCUACCACUGCUUCAGCCCCGUGGCGGCCAUGCUCGCGCUGCCCUUCUCCGCGGCCGUGCUCGCGUCCCAGGCCGCCGCGUCGUCGUCGUCUUCCUCGUCGGGGGCGGUGCUCCGCGGCGUGUCGUCGCGGCUCCGGGGGAUGUUCCACGCCGCGGGGUUCCCGCCGUCGCCCUUCUUCGCGCUGCUCAACGGCAAGCUGUCGCAGACCGUGUUCACCUACGCGGCCACGCUGCCGGUGGCGCUCACCGUCCUGCUGCUCGCCAAGGCCUGCGUCGCCGGCGUGCUCCGCGCGGACCCGGCGCACGACCGGCGGCGGCGGGGGCGCAUGUCGCUCCCGCCCUGCGGCGCCGUGGCGCGCGCGUACCCGGCGCUCGUGGCCACGCACCUCGUCGGCUCCUUCGCCAUGCUCUCCGCCAACGCCGCCGCCUUCUCGCUGCUCUUCCUGGCCUUCGGCGCGGCCGACCUGCUGGGCUUCACCUCCCGCGCGUCCACGCUCGCGCUCUCCGCCGCGGGCGCCAUCGCCUACUCCGUGGUCGUCGGCGUCGCCACCGUCGUCUGCAACCUCGCGGUCGUGGUGGCCGCCAUGGAGGAGCGCUGCGCGGGGCACGCCGCGGUGCUGCGCGCGUGCGUCCUCAUCAGGGGCCGCGUGCCCACCGCGCUGGCGCUGGCGCUGCCCACCAACCUGGGCAUGGCGGCGGCGGAGGCGCUGUUCCAGCUGCGGGUGGUGUCGCAGCGCCGGAAGGCCGGGAGGCUGGCGCCGGGCGUCGCCGGCGAGGCCUUCUCGAUCGCAUACAUCCACGCGCUCUGCGUGGUGCUGGAGAUCAUCGUCAGCUGCAUGUUCUACCGGAGCUGCAGGAGGAGCGAGACCGAUGAGCUGAGAGAGCUGGAGCCCGAGGAGAAGGGCGACCUCCAGGCAUAGUCAGACAAUAGCCGCGUAGCUUUGUGAUUCUGAGAAACUCUUGGGAGGGUCUCAUCAGACGGUCCAGAGAAACAUGCACUAUACAGUAGUAAACUGGGAUAGCCAUUUCAAAAAAAAAAAAAGUAAACUGGGAUAGCUCUACAUUAUUUCCCUUUUUUCCUGAAUAGUUUUGUUCGUUUGUUUCCUUUUUUUUAUGUUGGCAUGGAAAUGAAAUGUAAAAGAUGGUUCUAUUGUACAGCAGAAAAAAAAAUACUCCGUCAAACUGAAAUAAAUAACCAGUGGAUUUUGCACCGUGCAAAAAAAAAGAGGAAAGAAA
Molecule: messenger RNA, 1535 nt
Organism: Triticum dicoccoides
Lineage: Eukaryota; Viridiplantae; Streptophyta; Magnoliopsida; Poales; Poaceae
Exons: 1
Coding region: 200-1219 (339 amino acids)
Source: RefSeq, a predicted model, not a curated record